UGUUUAAUGUGUUGGGUGUGUGGAUUUUAUUCUUUGAGAAGCUUUUUCUUCAUCAAUCAAGGGUGUUGAGGUGUUUCCACAGCAAUGGGAAGGGGAAAGAUUGAGAUCAAGAGGAUUGAGAAUGUCAGUAACAGGCAAGUUACAUUCUCAAAGCGGAAAGGAGGGCUAAGGAAGAAAGCACAUGAACUUUCAGUAUUGUGUGAAGCAGAGGUUGCUCUCAUUAUCUUUUCCAGUACUGGAAAAUUGAUUGAAUAUGCAAGCAGCAGCAUGAAGAAAAUUUUAGAGAGAUAUGUUACAGUCUCGGGAGCUCGCGUGUGGGAUUAUGAACAACAGCAGAUGUUUUAUUACGAAGUGGAAAGAUCUAAGAACGAAAAUGAGUGGCUUAGAAGUCAGCUGAGGCAUAGAAUGGGUGAAGAUUUGUCCUGCACACCUCUAGAGCACCUGUAUCAACUGGAGCAGGAACUUGAGAUUGCAACAACUAAGGUUCGCAAAAGAAAGGAUCAGCUCAUCUCCUUGCAAUUAGAUUCCUUAAGGCAAAGGGAGGCUUCACUAGAAUGCAAUAACAAAUACCUUCACCAUGCGUUGCUUGAGAAUCAGGCUCUACAGAGUUAUUACUCAAAUGCACUAUGCCAGCAAGAAGAACCAAAUCAUCCUCAAGUCACAACUGCACUACCUGCAUUUCGUGUGCAACCAAGCCAACCAAACUUGAAGGACAGUGGCUAUAUACAGCCAGAUCUACAGCUAGGGUUUAACUUUAGUGGCCCACAACCUUGAAGAACUUGCCAGACUAUAGAAAAUCAUAUCAAGUUAUGGUAUUAAUAUCAGAAUUCAACUCGAUAGUUUUUGAGUCAAAUUUAUUGAUUCAUAUUUUAUGAAGUAUUAAUAUCAAUAUUAGACUGUAUAGUUGUUGAGUCAAAUGUAUUGAUUCAUAUUCUAUGAAAUAUUAAUAUCAGAUUUCAACUAUCUAAGUUUUGAAUCAAUUAAUUUGAUAAUUUGAUUCGUAUUUUAUGAAAUAUUAAUAUCAAGAUUCCAAGUAUAGUUUUUGAGUC
Messenger RNA from Cryptomeria japonica (Japanese cedar), 1049 nucleotides. RefSeq names its product MADS-box protein GGM13. Gene Ontology annotation, molecular function: DNA-binding transcription factor activity, RNA polymerase II-specific; protein dimerization activity; RNA polymerase II cis-regulatory region sequence-specific DNA binding. Gene Ontology annotation, cellular component: nucleus. The transcript has 9 exons. Gene Ontology annotation, biological process: positive regulation of transcription by RNA polymerase II. NCBI's taxonomy places the organism in Eukaryota, Viridiplantae, Streptophyta, Pinopsida, Cupressales, Cupressaceae. The coding region runs from base 85 to 774 and encodes 229 amino acids. The record is from RefSeq and is a predicted model, not a curated record.